Messenger RNA from Necator americanus (New World hookworm), 249 nucleotides. RefSeq lists its product as uncharacterized. Bases 1 to 249 code for a protein of 82 amino acids. Lineage: Eukaryota; Metazoa; Nematoda; Chromadorea; Rhabditida; Ancylostomatidae. The record is from RefSeq and is a predicted model, not a curated record. The transcript is spliced from 4 exons.
AUGGAUGGGUGGGUGGAUGGAAGUGGAUGGCGCCGAAUUCACAACUGCGAUAAUAUCGCCGUGCGCCAUGGUGCAGUUGACGGUAAAAGAUGUGAAGAAGAUGGAACUUCUUUGAAAUUUGUUGAGCGUGUUGAGCUUGCAUUGGUCACGGAAAAUGGAAGAAAGUACAUGGAACGCCAUGAACAUCGCGUGCUAGUGUUCGAGGACACCUUCAACGUAACUCGGGAUGCGUUCGAUUUAGCCAACUAG